Acanthochromis polyacanthus (spiny chromis) is the source of this 10027-nucleotide messenger RNA. RefSeq names its product semaphorin-5B-like. NCBI's taxonomy places the organism in Eukaryota, Metazoa, Chordata, Actinopteri, Pomacentridae. Gene Ontology annotation, biological process: neural crest cell migration; axon guidance; semaphorin-plexin signaling pathway. The coding region runs from base 3298 to 6579 and encodes 1093 amino acids. The record is from RefSeq and is a predicted model, not a curated record. Gene Ontology annotation, molecular function: chemorepellent activity; semaphorin receptor binding. The transcript has 20 exons.
GAUAAAAUUAUUCUACUUAUAUAUAUAUAUAUAUAAUCUGCAUGUAAUUAUGAUGUGAUGAACUGAUGAGAAACAGCUGAUCUUAAAGCUGUACAGCCAUUCAUAGUUUCACAUUUUCUUCUAGGUCUGGCUGUAUCUAAUGUAGGGCAAACAUUAUGUUGUCAUACUGGUCACCCAUUUGCCAAAAUGCAGGCACAGAUUGGGGACAAGCAGCAAACAGAAAAUAAAAGACAGUGCAUGAAAUAUAAAAAGAUCAUCACUCCAUUUAUAUGUGCACAUUUGCUGUAUGAAAGUGUGUGACUGGACUCCUGGACUGUUUGAAGCUUGUUGUGUUCUGGCGACUGAAAAAUUGAUCUCUCCCCCCCAUCUGUUAUUACAUUUGACUGACUUUGCAUAAAUCAGCAUCUCGAUUUCUAAUUCCUCGUAGUUAACUGAUGAGGCCAAAGGCUGAGGAGUUUGGAACGGGACUGCUGCUGCAGUGCGAGUCGUUUCUCCUUCUUAACCGCAGGAUUAAUGUUUUGAAUGUGAACGUGUGCAUGGGCCGCGCUUUGCCACAGGUCAUUAUGUACACAGGCAAGUGCACAAAAGCAAUUUGGAUUCAAUAGCUCUCUGAAAAUCACAGUUGCUCGAGUGAUGGUUUGUAUUCAUGCUGUAUUGUUGCCCUUGUUCAGAGCUGUUCGGUCUGAGACCAGACAAGAAUGACGGUUCAGUUUUGUUUGUAAUGAGCAUCUUGACACAGUCGUCGCUCAUAACCUUUCAAAUGUCAUUUUUUUUCAGAGUGAUGUAAUGUUAUGUGACAUUAUUUAAGAAUAAAAGCACCGUGUUGAAUGUAAGAUAAUGGAAGUCUCCCAGGUGACAUUUAUGGACAUUAACAGAGAUUUUCUGGUGUUGUGUUUGUCAUCAAAGCCUGCAGUGGGACCCAGUGCAGCCUAUGGGUGUCAGUGUUUUGGAGCUAUGCUUGACAGUUGUACAGUACACUGGGAUUUAUAUGAAAUUAAUAAAUGUUUUGGUGUUGUGUCUGCAGCAUAGCUCAUUAAAUGUCCUCCUUCAGCUGUCUAACAACUGUGAAAGGGCCUUUUGAUGGUAUUAUUUUGACUGGAUGUCAGUUUAAAUUCAGCUCAAAGUGUUCGUCUGGCAAACCGUGCUGUUAUUGUUUUGGAUAGAUUUGUCCCACAAGCUGGCUAUCGAGUGAAAGGAACAAGCAUUCAUUUUGGUGAGGCAACAGCAGUAAUUUGCUCGAAAAACACUGUGGGAGGGAUUAAUUUGUUGCACUUUUGUAUGUGGCUUGUUCAAACUCCCAAAAGUAACUUUAUUUAUUGUUCACUUUUGGUUUGCUGUCAUGGUGUCUGCAUGGAUAGAGGCUUUUAAUCAAGACUGUGUAAUAGAAUCUACAAGAAUAAUCAGUGUUAGUUAUACAGCACCAUUUAAAAAUAGUAAAAAAAAAUAUAUUUAACAGUAUUAUUAAAUCCAUGUAAAUGAAAGUACAGAGAAUUGCAUCAAAUUAAAGAUGCAGCCACAAGCUAAGAUAAAUGAGAGAAAUUAAGGACAAUAGGCCACUUUGUCUUUCCUUAUUUAUUUAAUUAAUAUAUAGAAAAAUACUCCUAUUAAUAUGGUGAUGGCUUUCACCAUUUGCAUUCUGAUGGUCACACCAAAGAGAACCUAAAGAAACGCCAUCAGUUCAGUCUUAUUUUUGUUUUUAUCACAAAGGACUCGCUCAACAGUCUGACAUUUUCAAUGAUCAAUACCCUUCUCCUUUGUAUUGUUGUUUUUUGAGAUCGUUUCAGAUGUUUUCAGCUGUUGCCACCAAAGAAUCAGUUGCCUGGUACAAAAAAGCAAAACUUAAAGCUUCAGAUUCUACAUUAUGAUCUAUAAGAUUCAUGACUUUAUAAGCAACAAACAAAGGUACAGGUCUAUUGGCAGAAAUGGAAUAUUAUACCUAAAACGAGAAAACAACAAACCCAUUGUCACCAUAUUCUUCUUUUAAAGUCCUCUGUUACCAGCUGCUUGCUCAAAUGGAUGUAGGAGGACUUUGUAGGGUCAGAACCUUGUUUUUUUUGCAUUGUUUGAUAUUUAAAUUGUCGGUUCUUAACCCCAUUGUUCAAAUUAGUCUGUUUUAUCUACAUCAGCAAUAAUAUUUUAUGGUCUUAAUAUUAAACUUCUCCGAUAUAUUUGAAAUUCCACUCCUGUUUUACUGUUGAAAAGCACUCAAUGUGUGUGACAUCUCCCUUUUUGAACAAACCUCUGCUCACUUAAAACCAGCGUGAAAAGCUCAGACAAAAGCACAAGUAAUCAUCUUCAGCUUGACGCAGUGUGACAUAUUGUUGGAGACUGGGAGACAAAUGAGUGAAUUACACCUCAACACUCUGCACCAGCAGCCGUGACUCAGACAGCAGAGUGGCUCUUCCACUAAUUGCGUCUCUGGCAAUUUAAAUUUCCCGAGUUUUGACAUUGAAAACCUCUUGACACUAAAGCACAAGUUGCUUAUUAUGGCCUGACCAGUGUAAAGCAGUAUGUAUGUGAAUGGGAGACCCAAAAUAUCCAAAGACAUAUGUGUGUUGUGUGAUGUUACUCAACUUGCUGCUAUGACCCAUACAGGUUCAAGUGUUGAGGUGGAUAAGCUAAUAGCCUCAAAUUAUAAAUGUAUUUGGUUAUAUAGCAAGAGAAAAGCAAAAAGAAAUGUUUCUUCAACUUACAAUAUUGUUCAAAAGUUUGCAGUCACUUAUAAAUGUCCUUAUUUUUGAAAGAAAAGCAGUUAUUUUUUUAUCAAUGAGGAUAACAUUAAAUGAGUGAGAAAUACAGUCUAGACAUUGUUAAUGUGGUAAAUCACUAUUCUAGGUGGGAAUUUUUAAUGGAAUAUCUCCAUAGGGGUACAGAGGAAGCUGUCCAGCAACCAUCACUCCUGUGUUCUAAUGCUACAUUGUGUUAGCUAACGGUGUUGAAAGGCUAAUUAUGUUAGCACAUGAAUAAAAGUCUAAGCUUUCAUGGAAAAACCCCAAGCUUUUGAAUGGUCGUGUAUAUCUGACAUUUACAAACAGAUGCUUUCCUGUGUCUUCAUGUUCUGGCCAUAUUUAAUUGGUUCAUGAGCAGAGGCAAAUUCUGUUCCACCCCACAGUUUGGAAGCUAAGCCUAGAUUUUUGCUGUGUCUUGAAGCCUUGGACUCAGCUUUCAUUCUGGUGUCCGAUGUCAAAGGUUAAAGAGAGGCUGUGAAGCUGUCAGACAGGGAUCAGGUGGUCAGCUGAGUUAUUUGGGAGAAAUGUGACACAGCUGAGCUUCGAGCCAGGUACCAUUUGGUAGAAAAUGAUUCUCAGUCAAACACUGCAUAACACUUCUCCCUCUUGCCCCUCGUAUUUCUUCUUCUUCCAACUAUUCCUGCAUUCUUCCUCCUCAUCCUUCCUUUAUAUUUUCCUUCUUUCUCUCUCUCUCUUCACCCUCUGGUUCUUUCUCCAUUCAGCGCUGAGGUCUUGGGUGUCCGAGUUCUCCCAUCCGGGGGUGAAAGAUUUCUCCCAGCUCGCCAUGGACCUGAGCAGAAACCAGCUCGUUGUCGGAGCAAGAAAUUUCCUGUUUAGACUGAGUUUGAACAACGCCUCCCUCAUACAGGCAACAGAAUGGGCACCAGAUGAAGAAACAAAGCGUUCAUGUCAGAGCAAAGGCAAAUCUGAGGACGAAUGUCAAAACUAUAUCCGGGUUUUGUUGAUAAGUGGCAGGACGCUGUUCACGUGUGGGACCAACGCUUUCACCCCCGUCUGCAUUACCAGGCAGGUUUCUAACACCAGUCAGGUGUUGGACACUGUAAACGGCGUUGCCCGAUGUCCCUACGACCCGCGCCACAACUCCACUGCCAUGGUAACAGAAAAGGGCGAGCUGUAUGCUGCCACGGUGAUUGAUUUCUCCGGACGUGACCCAGUCAUCUACAGGAGCCUGGGGAACAUGCCGCCACUGCGCUCCGCCCAGUACAACUCCAAAUGGCUCAACGAGCCACAUUUCGUGUCCGUUUACGAGAUUGGUCGAUUCGCCUACUUCUUCCUGAGAGAAACUGCUGUUGAGAACGACUGCGGAAAGAUGGUGUUCUCUCGAGUGGCCCGGGUGUGUAAGAACGAUAUGGGUGGACGUUUUCUUUUGGAAGACACCUGGACCACCUUCAUGAAGGCCCGCCUCAACUGCUCACGCUCAGGAGAAAUCCCCUUUUACUACAACGAGCUGCAGAGCACCUUCUACCUACCGGAGCAAGACCUGAUUUAUGGCAUCUUUACCACUAAUGUGAACAGUAUAUCAGCUUCUGCUGUGUGCGCCUUCAAUCUGAGCUCCAUCACUCAGGCCUUCAAUGGACCCUUUCGCUACCAGGAGAACCCUCGCACUGCUUGGCUGUCCACGCCAAACCCCAUACCCAAUUUUCAGUGUGGCACGUUGGAGGAGGGCGGCCCUGGAGGAAACCUGACAGAGCGCAGCCUUCAGGACGCUCAGCGACUCUUCCUCAUGAACGAUGUGGUCCAGCCGGUCACCGUCAACCCCCUGCUCACCCAGGACAACCUGCGCUUCUCCAAGCUGGUGGUGGACAUCGUGCAAGGCCGAGACACUCUCUAUCACGUCAUGUACAUCGGCACUGAAUACGGCACCAUCCUGAAGGCUCUCUCCACAACCAAUAAAAGCCUUCAUGGCUGCUACCUGGAGGAGCUCAGGAUCCUUCCUGAAGGGAAACUGGGACCAAUCAAGAGUCUGCAAAUCCUCCACAAUGACAGAUCGUUGUUUGUGGGGCUUGAUGACAGAUUGGUGAAGAUCCCAUUAGAGCGCUGCUCCAGCUAUCCGACCGAACGUUAUUGCAUGGAGGCUCGGGACCCUUACUGUGGCUGGGAUCACAAACAGAACCGCUGCACCACUUUUGAGGAGAGCUCCAACAUGAACCAGUGGACCCAAAACAUCACCGAAUGCCCAGUGAGGAACCUGACACAGGAUGGUGGAUUUGGUCCGUGGGCACCAUGGCAACCUUGUAACCACGAUGACGGCGAGGGAUCCAUCAGCAGCUGUGUGUGUCGGUCCCGAUCAUGCAACGGACCAAUAGCCAGAUGCGGAGGAGUCGAAUGCAAAGGCCCGACCAUCCAGGUGGCAAACUGUUCCAGAAAUGGCGGCUGGACGCCGUGGUCUUCAUGGGGUCAGUGUAGCAGCAGUUGCGGUAUCGGCUUUGAAGUGAGGCAGCGGUCCUGCAACAACCCCGCGCCUCGGCAUGGAGGUCGAAUCUGCGUUGGGCAGGGUCGAGAAGAGAGGCUGUGCAAUGAGAAAAAGCCAUGUCCCCUGCCAGUGUCGUGGACGGCGUGGGGCCCCUGGGCUCACUGCAGUGCUGAAUGUGGAGGCGGGGUCCACUCCAGGACCAGAACCUGUGAGAAUGGAAACAGCUGUCCCGGAUGUGCGACGGAGUAUAAGGCCUGUAAUCUUGAGGCUUGCCCUGAGGUUCGCCGCAACACCCCCUGGACCGCCUGGAUGCCUGUCAACGUCAGCCAAGACGGGUCUCGGCAGGAGCAGAGGUUCAGGUACACCUGCCGGGCGCUGCUGCAUGACCCCCAGCAGCUCCAGCUGGGCAAGAAGAAGGUGGAGACCCGAUUCUGCCCCAAUGACGGGUCAGGAGCUUGCCAAACCGACUCUCUGGUUGAAGAUUUAGUGAAGACCAGCGGCCGAACUCAGCCUCAAGGUGCUCGGUGGGGAUCCUGGGAAACGUGGUCCAGCUGCUCCCAGCAGUGUUCCAGAGGCUUCCGAACCCGGAAACGUAGCUGCUCAACGGCAGAGGGAAGGACCAACCCCAGCGCCUGUGUGGGAUCCCCGGUGGAGUAUCAGGACUGCAACAUUCAGCCCUGCCCAGUGAGUGGAGCCUGGUCUUGCUGGUCUUCCUGGUCCCAGUGCUCAUCCAGCUGUGGAGGCGGGCAUUACCAGCGGACUCGGACAUGCAGCAGCCCACCACCUGCAAAUGGAGGAGACAUCUGUAUAGGCCUGCACACCGAAGAGGCCCUUUGUAAUACACAUACCUGUGAAGGUUGGGGUGAAUGGACGGACUGGGGGGGUUGUGAUGAGGAGGGUCUGCAGCAUCGCGCUCGUCGCUGUGGGGAGGACGCAGAAACGGACGCCGGCCUCUGCCAGGGCAACCUCACCCAGUCCAGGCCCUGUCAGCCUCACGAGGUGCCAGUAAUUUUACCUGGACAGGAGGAACAGAGCUGUGGAACCUUUACCUUGUUCCAGCUGGUAGCAGUGGGCUCAGCCAGCUUCUUCGCUGCAGCGCUCCUGUCAGCACUGGGCUGGACUUACUGCCACCACCUCAACCGACCGUCAGCAGAGUCAGCCGUCAUCCACCCCAGCACGCCCAACCACCUCACCUACAACAAGCAGGGCAACGCCACGCCAAAGAACGAGAAAUACAUCCCCAUGGAGUUUAAGACGCUAAACAAGAACAAUCUCCAUGUUAACGACGAGACGUGCAACCACUUCCCCUCCCCGCUGCCCUCCAGCCACAUGUUCACCACCACCUACUACCCUCCCAGUCUGAGCAAGUACGACUUCCACGCCGACUCACCCUGCAGGACCUACAUGCACAGCUGAGAAGAGGCCAGGCUCCAGCAACAUAAAGCACCUCCAUGAAAGGUUUCCUUGUUCAAGAAAAUGGAACAAAAAUUUGAAUAAUAUUUAAAUCCCAGUCAUUAAGGGUCAGUGCACCUAAAUUCUGCUCUUGUCACCCAGAUAGUUUGAUUUUAUUUGCUUAGGCUAUCUGAACAAAACUAAAAAUUACAUUUAAAAGAGGCAGCUGCAGCAUCUUUCUUGAAAAACAGCAUUUUCUUUACUCUGCAGAAUCCACCGAUGUCACUGCAAGCAGGUUAAAAAGAACUGUUUAUAUGUGGAGCAACUCAAAGCAGCAUUAUUGGCUCUUAAAUACAAAAUGUGCAGUUUCUCAUUACUGAGUUGCUACAAGAUGCACCAGAUUUAGAGCAUGGCCUGCUGCACCGGCAUGUGAAAUUUCUGCCAAAAUGUGCACCCGUCUGUGCAUCAUGUCCUGUGGUCUUUGCAGGAUUUGUUCCUUUAGCUGUGAAGAAAAUGGUCAUCAGCCUACUUCUUCACAUUGGCUGAGUGCAGACUGCACAGUGUCUGGUUGUGUAAUAUUCUGCAGGAUAAGGCAUUCAUUUAUCGUGAAUUAUAAUUCCCAUUCCGAAUGAAGAAAGCGCAUAUUUAUAGACAUUAGAGGUAAUGUGACGCCAUCUUGCGUGUAAUUUUAAUCUGUUGCAGCCCCCGCAACUCUCUCAGGAUUAAUUAGGUAUAGCUAAUGGAGGGAGUGGAUGGAAUCCUCCCACUAAAUCUGGAAUACUAGUUGUUUCCUCCCAUUCUUCAAAGUGCAGUUGCUUGUUUUGUUUGAGGCAGAAGAAAAAGAAGAAGUGUUGGUUUACAGGUCAUACAAACCUUGAGCCAAUCAUCAUCGAGGACCUGCGUAGUCAGAUCGACUGCAGAUUUUGGGACACGUCUUUGUGAAAGCUCCAGUGCAGAAACUCAUGAACCAACAGAAGAGUGCAGCAGUCUUAACCUCCACAAGGUUGUUCUCUGUACCUAAAGGAGUCCCCUUCCUCUUAUGUCACUCACCCUGAGGAGCUUCAUUUGUGGUCAGUGUGAGAGCAGCUCCAGGGUUGAGCUGGACUGCAGACGUUGUAUGUAUCUGGAUCUGCUGGACUUUGAACUUUAUGGAUUUUUGGCCGGUAAGUUCAGAAGACUCAGAAAUGCUGUAGACUGUUCUUGAAAAGUUACAGCUGCCAUCAGCGAUGAAGACUGAUGUCUCUGAUUAAAAGCAGACAAAUGAAGUGACACACAGUGAGAAACAUCGUCCCAAUGGAUGAAACAGAACAGAGACUUGCAGAUUUCUGGCAUUUUUGCUUUAAUUUUCACACUUAGAAAAUGGAAAACUACACUGAAGAGGACACCUCACUCUGUACUGUACAUUGUUAAAGAUGCACGUUUGCUGACUUUUCUGUCGGCAGAUUAUAUUAAUUAUUUUAGCGUUGUCGUUCACAGAUGUCACUGCUUGCAUUGGUAUCUCUUUUUGCUGAAACUACAUGAUUAAAUUGUGUAAACAUAUGGGGCAUUGACACAUAUUUUCUGAGUGUAAAGGCAUUAAGGUUGUUAUUCAGAAAUCACCAAAUAUACACAGCUAUACCUGAAUUUAUGUCAACAGAGACUGAACAAUUCAUUAGUCAGAAAUAGUUGUUUCGAAUGAAUCCACUAGAGCUGCAACGUUUAAUUGAUUUGUCAUCCGCUGUUAAAUUAAUUGGCAGCUAUUUUGAUAAGUUAAUCCCAUUAAAUUAUUUUUUGUAAGGUAAAAAAAUUCUAAAUCUUCAUUUUCCGGUGUGUUACAUUUCAAUAUUUCCUCAUAUCACUACUCCUCUAGUAACAACAAAUUAAAGAUCUUCGGGUUGCGAACAAAAUACAUGUGAAGACGUCAUCUUGUGCUUUUGGAAACACAUUUGGCUUCACUUUUUUUUUCUUUUUUUUUUUUUUUACCAUUUUCUGACAUUUUAUAUACCAACUAACUGAUUAAUCUGGAGCAUAAUCAACAGAUUAUUGGACAGUGAAUCUACACUUUAAACUGCAGUGUUUUGCAGCAAAAAGCGAACUUUGACAAAACAACAUCUGUAACUGUGAUGUAUUGCUCAAGCAGGUUUCAGAAAUACUUUUGUAAGACUCUUAUGAAGCGUGUCGUCGACUGUAGCUGCGUUUUAUGUCUGAACUGUGAAAUAUGAAGUGAAAGUGGAAAACGCUUCAGUUUAUUCUCACAGUCCAAAAACAUGCAGUUUACAUGAGCCAGUUACUCUAAAUUAUGUGUGAAUAUUGUCUGUCUUUAUGUGCCGUCCUCUGGAUGGGCUGUCAGAUUACCAGGAUAACAUUACAGGUGCUUCUACGUGCUUCACACAAACUUGUGUGUGCUACAUGCUAUAUGCUCAUUUUGUAAUUUUUUGAACAGUUUUCUAAUACAAUUGCUGGUGAAAUUUGGUUAAAACAAAUGCAAUGGCAGUGUUUUUGUUAGAGUUGCUCAAUUUAAAGGCAGUGAAUCAGUUUCCCUUUAGUAUAGGAAACUUUAUACAGCAUGUUGACUGUUUUUGCAUGUUCUAUCUGAAAGGCAGUGAAUUGGAAUAGAAGAGCUAGCAUGCUGCUUUUAUUUCCCCUUAAUUUGAUGCCAAAUUCUGUUGUUUUUCACUGGAAAAUAAUAGUAUUGCUAAAAUAAAGCAUUAGCCCAAGUUGUACUACUGAAAAGCCCAACAUAGCAGGCUGUUAAAGAGAGAUUUGAACAUCUUGUUGACUUUUAUCGAUGCCACCAAACAGACACUACACACUCCUCCCGCUAAGUCCACUUAGUUUUAGUGGGGCUGCAUUAUUUCUCUGCAAACAAAAAUAUUCACAUAAAAAAUCUACACAUCCUAAUGUUCAGCAGCUUCUUACAUUCCAGGAUGACGGUGUUCAUAUUUAACUGUAAAUUGCAUAUCUUUUGUUUCUAAGUUGUAAAUACCACACCAUUUUUCUAUGUUAUGUAGCAUGAAGCGAACAGCUCUGAUAACAGUAUGUGUUUAUGCAGUGCAUCUGGGUGCUUGCAUACAAGUAACUGCACGGACACUCUUUCAUGAAUUUACAGUCCAUGUGUGUGUAAAACUGUACAUAUAUGUUUGUAUGCAUUUGCCCUAGAAAAUGGAACUCGGUGGAAUAUCUCAUUCCCUGUGUGUGUAGCAGGAAGAAGUUGUGUUUUAUUGUAUGUAAAAGCCUCCUUGUUGUGAAAUCUGACACACAUCAGAUACAGUAUAUCUUCACAGUUUGUCCAAGGAUCCCUACAUGGAUAUUUUUUCUCCCAAAAAAACACUUCUGCUUAAUAUGAUUGAUGUGAAUUUGACUUAACACUGCCUUUUGGACACUGUGAACUUUUGGUACUCUAUAUUUUUGUAAAAUGUACACUGUAAAAAAAACAAACAAAAAAAAACACGAUGAAUAAAUUUUGGUGCAAAUAAUAAAAGAUGAAACAUAU